Molecule: messenger RNA, 5169 nt
Organism: Blepharisma stoltei
Lineage: Eukaryota; Ciliophora; Heterotrichea; Heterotrichida; Blepharismidae
Source: the annotation of a GenBank genome assembly
AUGAAUAGAUAUAAUAUUGGAAUAAAUUGACCAAAACAAUCCCAAAUGCUUCCUGCUUUAAUUUUAAUCAGGAUAGCUAUAUCAUAUCAAUUUCGAAAUCAGAUCGCCCAAGCAACAAAACAUUUCAUAGCUAUAGAGAACCUUUGGAUAUUUAAUCUUAUUUUAAUUGAACUAGAAAUUGUGAGCAUUAUCAUGAUUUUAGGAUAUUGAAAAUCCAGCUCUUAUGAUAUCUUGAAAAGAAUCUUUAUUGUUCUUACUUUAUUCUCUGCUCAAAUUUUAUUAUUUGCUCCCAGCUUUAGAAUAUAUGAAUCAAGCACUAUUACAAAUUUAUCAUUAUGACUCCUUUCGAUUUCAUUUAUUUUUAUUCUGAAUAUCUUUCUUUCUAUCAUUAAUCAGGUAGUAGAAUUUCAGAAUGAAUUAUUUCUUAUAUAUAUAGGUUUGAUAUUUAUUCAAAUUCUUUAUAUAUCUACUGAAUAUUUUACAUCUUAUAUAGAAUGUAUUGUGGACUUGCUAUUUUUAGUAUUUUAUUUAAGCAUUUCGCUAGCAAAUUUUAUCUACUUUGGGGCAUUUUAUUUUGAAAAAUAUUUAUUAAAGCUCCCUGGGUAUAAUCAAACAUUAAAUUUUUACAGAGAGUUUAUUUCUGAUUUUUUAAGCCAAAAUGAAUCGGGAUAUCUGUAUUUAUUUAUCGGGUGUCUAUUAUAUAUAGUUGACGUAGUUAUAGUUUACGCCGUUCUUGACAAUUGGCCUCCAUGAAUGUGAAUUGAGAUUUGUAUAUUUUUUAUUUCUGUUACAUUUACCUGUCUAUUGUUUCUUAACGACAAUAUUACUUCUAGGAUCACUGAAAAAUCUGUUCGCAACAAUUUAUUUGCAUGCUAUUUCCAGCUUCAACUUUAUUACAACUUUUAUGAACUCCUUGUUUAUUUCUAUCCAGAUAAAUUUGAGACGCUUGAAAUUUUAAUGAGAAAGUAUUAAAAUUAAUGGAGAGUUGCAUAAUUAGUAUAGACAGCGCUAAUAAAUGCUAAAGUAUUAGCAUAUUUUUGCAAAUUUCGAAUAUAUUUGCUAAACAAGAAAAAAUGUCCAAAAAUGGAACAUUUUUGCUAAAUAGGAAAAAAAAUGCUAAAAACAACAAAAAUGUCAAAAAAAAUGGAAAAUAUUUAUUUUUUGUCAAAAUUGAGCAAAUUUGUCAAAAAGUGUCAAAUUUGUCAAAAAUGUCAACAACAAAAAAACCAUUAAAAAUUAUCUUUAAUUUUUAUAAAAUUUAAUAUAAACGAAGUUAGAAGAUAUGUAUUCCAUUUGCAUAAUACAUUAGCAAAAAUAGAAAAUAAUUAAAUACAUAUCGAAUAUACAAAAUAAAUUAUCAAACUCCCUUUAAACUAGUUAUACUCUUAGAAGACAAUAAUUUUAAAAAAAUUAAUUUAUCUUAUAGCAUUCAUCGAGAUUGUCGAGAUUUCUUAUAGACAACUGCGCAAUUUAAAUGUAAGAACUUUUACUAUUACUAUCAGCGUAUUUUUGCACAAGGAAACUUUGUAAAAGUAAUUUUUACGGAAAAUCGCAGAUACUCAGUGAUAAUUAAUUUUGAAUAAAUAUAUAGAUUAGCUCGCAUAGAUUUAUAAAGAAGCUUUAAUUAUCUAAACUUUUGUAUACUCAUUGUGUCAGUAAUUAUCCAAAAACCUGACUCCCCCCCCUUUAAAUUGGAACUAAAAAUUUUGUUCCAAUUUAAAGUGGGGUUAAUUUUUUUUUUUUAAAAAAAAAAUUCAAAAAUUUAUCGAAUUAGAUUAAUAAAUUUGUUUAAUAAAUUGCUAUUUACUCUUUAUCCUUUAAAACAAAGCAAGAUAUAACUAAAAUUUUAUUAUUAAUUAAUACGCCACUAUUAAUUGGUAUCAAAACUAUUUACACAAAAAUUAUUAUUUUUAUUGAUAAAAAAAAAUUAAAAAAAAAAAUUUUAGAAAAUUUAUUAAUCAAAGUGCUAAUUUUGUUUAAAUAAGAUGUUAUUUAUACUCUAUUCUUUAAAAUAAAGCAAAAGAUAAGUAAAUUUUGAAUUUUUGUAAAGAAUUCGUAUUGAAUUUCUCUCAAAACUAUUUAAAUAAAAAAUAUCAUUUUUAUCAAAAAAAAUAAAAUUUUUUUUGAAAAAUUUUUAAAAAAAAAAAAAUUAAAUUUUUUUAAAAUUUUGCAAUUAAGGAUAAUAAAAUUUAUUUAAAUAAGAUGUUCUUUAUACUCUAUUCUUUUAACAAGAGCAGGAUAUAACUAAAUUUUUAAUUUUAGUUAAGAAUUAAAUUAUAUCAAAACUUUUUACAUAAAAAUUAUGAUUUAUAUAUAUAAAUUUUUUAUUAUAAAAUUAAAUUUUGUUCCAAUUUAAAGGGGGUUAAUUUAACAAAAAAGUGGAAAUUUUACCUAUAUUUUGUUCCAAUUUAAAGGGGGGGGGAGUGAGUGAAAGCGGUAUAUAAAAAAAAUGUGCAUCGUAGUUAUACUUUCAUGAUAUUAUGAAUUAUAUCAAAUAGUAUUAACCAAAAGUAUUAUAAAAGAGCUGAUAAUUGAUCAAUUCAAAAAAUGCAAAAGCAGAAGCUUUUGACUAUUUAAUGCCAAGAAGAUCUAUAAUUACAAUUUUUUAGAUUUUUUGUUUAAAAUUUUAACAUAAAAUUGUAUCUUGAUAAACAGAUACGUUAGCAGUAUAAACUAAUCAUAAUAAAGUAAGCUUUUUAAUGAGAAUAAAUUCUAAUUUGUGGAAAUUUUUCAAAUUUGUAGCCAAUAUAAGCACUUAUUAUAAAAAUCCCAAACAAAAGAACUAGAUAAUUGAUUAUAACCAUCCAGCCAGUGUCAGCGUCAACAGAAGUUACAAUAUAUAUGGUGAUUCUUAAAAUACAUGAUUAAGAACAAUAAAUUAAUGAUAAAUAUUUUCUAAAUGCCGACAUUGAAUAGAAUAAAUAAGGCUAUCGGCACUAUUGCUGUGCUCAAACAAAUUAUAACUAUUAAACAACACGAACAUGAAUAUGCAUAAUAGAUUUAUUAAUUACUAUUGUUUAUGUCAAAAGCAUUCAUCACAAUGCGAAGAAUAAAGAAAUAUCCAGUUAGCAACCUUUCAAUGGUAGUUUAUCAUACCUGAUUAUCAACCCAAGCAGACACAUAUAGAAGAAAAAAUGUUCAUGGUGAGUACACUUAUUUUUAUUGCCCAUAUAAAAAUUGCAGUGCCUCGUGUAGAGUUAAAGGAAAUUUAAAAAAUGCAAACGAAUCAGAGCUAAUCAAGAGUCAUCAGGGUCAUAGCAUUGCAUCUCUUCAAUCAAGUUCUCAAACUUAUAACAAGAAAAUAUUAAAAUUCAAUUCAUUCCUACAAAUGAAUGCUCAGAUUCUGACUAUCAAAAAGGCGAAAUGAAAGAAAUCACAUUAAAUGGGACGCCAAUUGAAGAGCUUUAUUUGUCUUUUACCUUAUCUGAUAUGAUGAUAUUUAAUUAAAGCCUCAUGGGUAAGACAAGAUUGCUAAUUAGAUACUUUAGAAGAAUAUAUAUAUUAUAAAUACUUAAUUUUAUUGGUAUUUUUUAUAUAAAAAUUCGGAGUCAACUACAAAUCAUGACGGAAAAUAAAAAACGCUAUGGAUAAAUUGGGUGAAAAAUAGCAUAAAUUUAGUUGCUCAAUAUACGCUAAUGCAAGUUACCAAGCUCAAGCAUUCAAAAAAGGCUUGGAAAAACUAAUCCCAGUUGAAGCUCUCGAAGUUUUCGAGCCUGAGGAGCUGGAAAACGUCAUCUGUGGCAAAGGAAACGAAUUCUGUGACAUAUCAGUUCUAGAAGAAGCCAUUGUAAACUGUACACGGCUAUGACAAGAAGUCAAGGGUUUAUCAAAAUUUACUAUCCCAUAAAACUCUUAAUAAAUCUAUAAAUCAUUAUUAUAAAUUAUCCUCAAAAAUAUUCUUAACUGCUUUUAUUCAUAAAAAAUCCCUAUAAAAAUCAUGACUUUCCUAGACAUGAACGAAAGAAGACUUUUCUUACAAUUUGUAAUAGGGUGUCAAAGGCUCCCUAUUUGAGAGUUCAAAGCGCUACACUCUCCACUAAUAUGGUCAGAAAAGAUUCCACAAUCCCUGGAACCAACCCCAAAAAUCCAGCAAUUAAAAUUGUUAAUGGCUUGAAGCAUUUGAAAGGUGUUUCAAAAGAUCCAUAUUUUUCUAAUUUAUGAAAAAAUAUAGCCUAAUACUCACUUAAAAUUAAUUAUUUAUAUACAAUAAAUGUUAAUUAACUCGUCAAGAUAUCAAUGUAUUUGAUCACUAAAGAAUUAGAUGUCAAAAUUUUAACAAAAAAUCUAAAAAAUUGUAAUUAUAGAUCUUCUUGGCAUUAAAUAGUCAAAAGCUUCUGCUUUUGCAUUUUUGAAUUGAUCAAUUAUCAUCAGCUCUUUUAUAAUACUUUUGGUUAAUACUAUUUGAUAUAAUGCAUAAUAUCAUGAAAGUAUAACUACGAUGCACAUUUUUUUUAUAUACCGCUUUCACUCAGGUUUUUGGAUAAUUACUGACACAAUGAGUAUACAAAAGUUUAGAUAAUUAAAGCUUCUUUAUAAAUCUAUGCGAGCUAAUCUAUAUAUUUAUUCAAAAUUAAUUAUCACUGAGUAUCUGCGAUUUUCCGUAAAAAUUACUUUUACAAAGUUUCCUUGUGCAAAAAUACGCUGAUAGUAAUAGUAAAAGUUCUUACAUUUAAAUUGCGCAGUUGUCUAUAAGAAAUCUCGACAAUCUCGAUGAAUGCUAUAAGAUAAAUUAAUUUUUUUUAAAAUUAUUGUCUUCUAAGAGUAUAACUAGUUUAAAGGGAGUUUGAUAAUUUAUUUUGUAUAUUCGAUAUGUAUUUAAUUAUUUUCUAUUUUUGCUAAUGUAUUAUGCAAAUGGAAUACAUAUCUUCUAACUUCGUUUAUAUUAAAUUUUAUAAAAAUUAAAGAUAAUUUUUAAUGGUUUUUUUUGUUGUUGACAUUUUUGACAAAUUUGACACUUUUUGACAAAUUUGCUCAAUUUUGACAAAAAAUAAAUAUUUUCCAUUUUUUUUGACAUUUUUGUUGUUUUUAGCAUUUUUUUUCCUAUUUAGCAAAAAUGUUCCAUUUUUGGACAUUUUUUCUUGUUUAGCAAAUAUAUUCGAAAUUUGCAAAAAUAUGCUAAUACUUUAGCAUUUAUUAGCGCUGUCUAUGCUAAUUAUGCAACGUCUCCAA